CCCGGCUGACCCGGUCGGUGAAAGCCUCUGACAGAUAGUGUAGUGAUGUGCCCGUGUGCGGACUAGACCUCUCGGCCGCACAGAUAAGUGACUGAUGAGGAGCAGAAUGUCGUCCCAGCUGGGCUCCUUGGCGACCAUCUGCCUCUCCGUCCUGUGUCUCCUCCAGGGAGCCACAAGUGACGCCCCGCUGUUGGACUCAUCUUCUCUGCCCCUGGAGCACAGAGCAGUGUACGGCCCACCCCUACCCGGCCCCCAGUAUGGUCCUCCUCCACCACCACCGCCGCCCGUCUCCGGGGGAGGGGGUGGAGACGAUCCUUGGCCCCUCGCCACCCCCGAUAUGCCGCAGAUCAAACACCUCCAGGUCCAGUGCGAGAAGACGCACAUGCGCGUUAACAUUGAGUUCGACCGGCCCUUCUACGGGAUGAUAUUCUCUAAGGGUUUCUACAGUGAUCCCCAUUGCAUUCAUUUGAAGCCGGGCAGCGGUCAUCUAAGUGCUACUUUCGAGAUAUUCUUGAAUAGCUGCGGUAUGUCAUCGUCCGGCAACCACAACACGGGCGGCGGCUACUCUACACCCAGCGGCAGCUACGUCGAGAACACCAUCAUCAUCCAGUACGACCCGUACGUCCAGGAAGUCUGGGACCAGGCAAGGAAGCUACGCUGCACAUGGUACGACUUCUACGAGAAGGCGGUGACAUUCAGACCGUUCCAAGUGGACAUGCUUCACGCCGUCACCGCCAACUUCUUGGGUGACAAUCUGCAAUGCUGGAUGCAGAUCCAAGUCGGCAAGGGUCCAUGGGCUUCUGAAGUGUCCGGAAUAGUGAAGAUCGGCCAGACGAUGACGAUGGUGCUCGCAAUCAAAGACGACGAGAACAAGUUCGACAUGCUGGUGAGGAACUGUGUGGCGCACGACGGCAAGCGGGCACCCAUCCAACUGGUGGACCAGCAUGGAUGUGUAGUCAGACCGAAGAUCAUGUCGAAAUUCCAGAAGAUCAAGAACUUCGGUCCCUCAGCUUCUGUAGUUUCCUUCGCAUACUUCCAAGCAUUCAAGUUCCCCGAUUCAAUGAACGUGCACUUCCAAUGUGUCAUCCAAGUGUGCAGAUAUAACUGUCCUGAACCGAGGUGCGGUAAUGACUACGGCCUGCCCGCCUUGGGAGGUUUAGGAGGAGAUUAUGGCCCACCUCCACCACCAGGCAAUUCAAUCCACUCAGAGUACGGACCUCCACCACUCCCAGAGUAUGGAGCUCCAGCCGCCUACCCAGAUCCCAGACAUCCAUCAGGCCCUGCGGGAGCUUACUCUGAGAACAAGCCUGAGGUUCUUCCACCUCCAUCGUCCACCAGCAAUCCAGCUAGUCUCACUAACCCCUCGUCUCCUGCGCCACAGAAGACCUCACCGAGCAACGUUAACGACAACGAUAUCAACCUGCCCCCUCCCCCUCCACCAGGCCUGUUCGACCAGUACACCACUGUCAAGAGGAAAGGAGGUGUAAGUGACGAGUUCGAGAGUAAACUUGCAACCAUCGGUGGUCGUCCCCGAUCCGUGGAGAACCUCCAGGCCGAGCUGCAGGGCGCCAGGAGACGACGCUCUCCUGAGGUGAUCCACACAGUGGUGGUCUCUAGGAUCUACAAGAGAGAAGCUCAAGAGAUGACAGACGUGAACACGAGUAGGACCAUCCAAGUGGUGUCCCCGGGUGACGUCAACUUCGCCCUGAACGCGGGAUCGACCAACAACGAGACCGUAGUGGUGUCGUCGACCAGCGGGCUGGACGACAGCAUCUGCAUGAGCAUUCCCAGCUUCGUGGUGGGUCUGAUCAUGCUGCUGGUAGUGCUCGUGGUGGCCUGUCUGGUCGCCGCCUUCCUCUUCGUCAGAGUGAGGCAGAUCGACCGCAAGGGCGUCACGACGACGUUCGUCCACGGCGGCUUCGAUAACGCCGAGUUCGUCAAGGUCGCCAGUUAGUGAUGUGAGACUGAUACGUUGCCAUAGCUUCCGGUCGCGGACAGGCUGGAGUGCUGACGCCAGCAGGCCCGCUUGUCCGCUGCUCUGCUGAGUGCUGCGCCUCGCCUCGCUACGCGGAGUGCUACACAGUCGAAAUGAAUCCAAAGAUUAAACAGUGUUCAGAGUGACGUUAUAGUGUACCGAAAUCUCUCUUCUCUAGUGUUAUUGUUAGGCCUCGGGCCCGUGUAUGGUCUAUGAUCAGCUCAUAUUUAUUUUUCACCCUCUUCGUCAUCGACCCCGUCUUUCUUUUCCCUCUAUCGAUUAAUUUAUUACCCGCACCUUAAUUUUUCACCUAAUGUAUCAUACCAUUUCAUCCUUCAUCGUUAUCUUACACUAUCUAUUGUAUUUUAAUGCCUAGAUUAAGUGACAAAUUUUUGUUAAUCUUGAUAAGCAGAUUAAACGAAUGAGUGUA
Molecule: messenger RNA, 2405 nt
Organism: Homalodisca vitripennis (glassy-winged sharpshooter)
Lineage: Eukaryota; Metazoa; Arthropoda; Insecta; Hemiptera; Cicadellidae
Gene: dyl
Exons: 4
Coding region: 95-1954 (619 amino acids)
Source: RefSeq, a predicted model, not a curated record